Messenger RNA from Symbiodinium pilosum, 3012 nucleotides. Lineage: Eukaryota; Dinophyceae; Suessiales; Symbiodiniaceae. The record is from the annotation of a GenBank genome assembly.
AUGGAUGGUGCCAGCAUAGCGGGACAACUGGCGGACUUGAAGUUUCCUCGGCCGGAGCAGGUCACCCGACUACACAUGAGGUGGUGCAACAUGGAUGGUAGCUUGAAAGACCUCGAGCACUUCAGCUUUGAGGCUUUGAAGCUGAGCGGGCAACACAUCACAGGCGACCUGCACGAUCUGAAUUGGUCACGCCUCAAGUUCCUGGACUUGCAAAGCACAUCCGUUACUGGCAACGUGUCAACGCUGCAGAGCUCUAAUUCACUCGAGGGUUUGUGGAUGCAGUACACAGAUGUGACAGGUGACAUCACCGAGUUGCUAGAGAAGUUUGAGAACAUCGUCUACCUGCAUUUGCAGCACACGCGUAUGUACGGAUCGAUCAAUGACAGGUGGCUUGAAGUGGGUCAGAAGCUCAAGGAGCUGAUGGUAUUCCGCACUUCUGUGAAGUUCAGCAUGUCGGCUCCUAAGCCUCCCUGGAGCACAGAAGACCGGAGGCCUUUCCCAUCAUUGGGGAAGCUGGACAUGAGCGGCAACGCCCUUCAUAUGGAUGUGUGGGACUUUCUCCUACCCCUGGCCAACAACUAUCAUCUGUCAACCCUGCUCGCGGCAAGCGCCAACCUUACCGGAACGCUCCAAGGACUUUUCAGAUAUCUCGGGUUCCCGCUCGACUGGCAAGUCAUGUAUUUGGAUCUUUCCGACAACCAGAUUGAAAAUGUGGUGGGUGAGCCACGGACUUGCUCGUUGGAUUUGAGCAAGAACCCUUUGAAGAAAAUCGAUGAUGCAUACUUCAAGGUGCCUUUGCUCCUGAACAUUCUGAACACAUCGUAUCACGUGGACCAGGCCAAAUUCAGCGAGCUGUUCGUGAAAUCCCGCGAGGAAACAGAUGGCGGAGCAAAUUUUGCAUGCACUGGCGUUGUGCCCAAUGAGACUCCAGUCGACAAAGCUGAGCCGACUAGAGUGUUGGUCACUUCGCAAACAUUUGCUCCGAAAGUCCUUUGCAGCUGCAGAAAAGGAUUCUUUGGCACUGGAACCGAAUGCUCGCUUUGCAAGGGUCGGCAGGAGAGUGUGGAUGGCAAAUGCUGCACGUGUCCCCGUGGCACCGCACGCCUGAACACCAAGAACACAGACCAAGAAGAGAGUAUUUGUUUCACCUGCCCUUACAACAAUACCUGUCAAGGCUUCGAAUGUGGUAAGUCGGACUGCUCGACAGGGUACACCGGACCUUUAUGCACGAUGUGCAAGGAGGAUUUCCACGCACUUUUCGGUGCAUGCUUGCCGUGCGACCCUAGCUGGAGCAUGCGCACGCGCUUGGCGGUCCUGGCUGGCGCAGGCUGUGGCGUCAUCAUCGCCGUUGCUGGCACUUUCUAUUACUUCAUGUACCGGGAGCCGCCACGGUUUACGGACACGGAAGAGGGCUGGCGAAAAGUGGAAAUGCUGGAGCAGGCGCUCCUGCUUCUAACCUACGAACAGCUGGUUUCCAUGCUCAAUGCCCUGGAGGCACGCCCGAGGUCAAGAAGCGAGAUCAUGCAGCUUCAAUUCGGCUGGCUUUUGCAGCUUUUCUCAGUACAGUGCAGUGUGGGCUAUGAGGCUGGCAGGCGCUCGGAGAUCUUUACCUCCGUUUAUUGCCUCCCAGCUAUUGUUUCGCUGGCAUUGAUUACAGGCAGCUGCAAGGGAAGCUGGCUUCUAGGUUUGAAGGUCAUCAUAGUGGCAACCUCGUUAUUUUUUGUGGGUACGGUGAAGACACUCAACGCCAACCUGAGCUGGUGCCUCCGCCAAGACAAAGAGGGUCAUCCAUUGGAUAACAUGGCAUUUUUCGAAGAACGACCCUGGGUCAAGUGUGGUAAUGUCAGCGACUAUGACCCUGACCAGCUCUGGCUGCUCACAGCGCUUUUCUUGAAUGCAGUGCUCGUCCCAUCAAUGUUGAUCUUGGUCGCCCAGUACAUCCGCAGGCAAAUGAAGGCGCUUUACAGUCGACGAAGCUUCGUGGAGCCAGUUCGACGCAGAGAGACGGUAGCAAAUGAGCGCAUGUCAAUCGGCCUAGCUUUGGCAAAAUCAGCAUCUACUGCCAUGGGGUUAGAUUACCAGCAAACACAAGAUGCAGAGCUAUCGGAGCGAGCAGGAUGUAUCUAUGCUGCUGCCUACAUGGUUUGCAUGUCGGAAAUGUGCGGCAGCAGCUCUGCAGAGGUGACCAAGACAAAGUUCAGCAUCAGGGUUUGCAUCAAAGAUUCUGACUCCUCAUCUGCUUGGAGACAAAUGGACGAGGCGCACCGGGCAGAGCGCAUUGAAGGAAUGCAGAUGCAGGCAGAAUGGAUCAGUGAAGCUUUGCUUCAUCGCCAGAUGUCCAAACACAGGUUCGCGGGUGGGCAGCGCCUGUGGAGGAGCGGAGAAACUACCAAAGGGGGCUUCGAGUACCCCCUUUGGCUCGGGAUGCGGAGCUCCUUCGAGCGCUUUGCCCACAAGGAUCCGCUGAUGUGUGAAGGAGUUCAGAAGCUCUUCCUGUGCGGCUUAUCCCAGAUCUGUUUCAGCUUGAGACAAAGCAGUUACGGCUGGGUGGCUGCCGCGUUGCUACUCGUUGGCUUGGGCAUCCGCACCGCGAAGCCCUAUGGAAGCCGAUCACGGAAUUGGCUGGCAACCGCACUGUGGACCCUUCUCGCUCUGGAGGCUUUCUCAAUCUUUUGCGAGGAGUGGGCUUGCCCUCCUGGUGCUGACGAGAAAGAGUGUGGGAAGCUGCAUCGCUGGUCUUUGAAACAGGCAAACUUCGCAGUGCACUGCAUCUGCAUUUUGGCGCCCAAGCUGCUCUUCCUGCACUUGCAGCUGAUGCCAGGCGACAUCUUCCUGCAAACCAACGCAGUUCUCGCCAAAGUGGAGCAAGUGAUAUUAGAGCAGGAGGAGGACAAGCCACAGAAGAUCGAAGUGAAGCCCAUCUGCUGGAGCUGGGAAGAGCCCAACUCACGCUUCCAAAAGCUUUGCAGGUGGUAUCGUCGCCGCUUUAAUUACUUGGCAGGUUGCCGGUAG